CAUCUUUAUUUUAGUCCGAUCGAAGCAUUCGAAAUGGGUAGAACAAAAAUAAACGUAGUUUUAUUAAUGAUCCUCAAACUAUUCUUGGUGGGCACAACAACAGGAGAAGAGACGAACGAGAACGACCGACAUAUAAAAGAACUGAGCAGCAGUCAUACCUAUAAAAAUGUGAACCAUUUGCAUUUGAACUUUUUGCGAGGUCGUAGUGAGUUAGACCAAAGUGAAAUUAAGGAAAAGCAUAUAAGUGAAAUAAAUGCUGAUCUUAUGAAGAAGUAUCAUGAAAUUGUAGCAAUUCAUGAAAAGCUCAUGAAGGAGACAUUUCAAUUAGAUGAGUAUAAAAACAAAAUAAUAAGAAAAGAAAACGAUUUGCAAUUGUGUCAAAGUAAAGUUGAUAAAUUAGAAUCUGAGAUUAAUUCACAACAAACAACUAUAAACAAAUUAACACUUAAUGCAAAUUUUCUUGCGAGUUAUGAUGAGUGUAAAGAAGAAUUAUCAGAUAAAUCUAACAAAUUAGAAAUAUGUGAAGAUCAAUUAAAAAAACUGAAUUCUAGUGUUAUUGAAAAAGAUGAGAAAAUUUCUGAAUACUCCGCAACAAUUCAAAACAUCACAGAACAUCAGAAAACAAUUAGUUUGAAAUUAGAAGAGAAGCAAACCGUGUUAUUUAAAAAAGAUAAAGACAUUGAAAUAUGCCAUGAAGAAAUUGUUAAAUUAAAUAGGACAUCAGAUAAUAAUAAUAUUCCUUCAAGUUGUCUCCCUUUCGGAGAACAUCCUGGUGUGCAUGAAAUUAAAGUUUCUGGUGUUGGUUCCUUCGAUGUUCUAUGCGAUAGUCAGUUAGCUGGGCCUGGUUGGAUAGUAAUACAACAGCGUAUUGGUGGAAAAGAAAACUUUAUCAGGGAUUGGGCCACAUAUCGCAAAGGUUUCGGUUCAUUGGAUAGUGACUUUUUCCUAGGAUUAGAAAAGAUAUAUCGACUAACGAGUCAGCAGCAAUACGAACUCUACAUACAUUUGGUUGCCGAAAAUGGCAACAGCUUCUACGCUCGAUAUGAUGACUUCAAAAUAUCCGAUGAAUACCGUGGAUACGCACUAAGCUUGGGUGAAUUCAAGGGAAAUAUUUCGGAUGCGAUGAGAGACAGCGAAUACAUGAAAUUCGCAACAUUCGAUCGGGAUAAUGACCAUCUGUCUGGUAAUUGUGUAGUUUGGCAAAGAAUUGGCUGGUGGUACAACUAUUGUUUAGCUUGGUAAAUAUUUCAAAUUGAUAUUUUUGAUGUAUUAGUAUACAUGUUUAAUAAUUUUUUCCUAUGCAGUAACUUAAAUGGAUCAUACGGCGAGUCUCUAGAAUGGUGGACUGAAACUGAAACAAAAACUAAUCUCAGAGAAGUUAAGAUGCUUAUUCGUCCCAAAGAAGAAAAAAAUAAGAAAAUUCGAAAUCAGAAUCCUUUUUUAUACGAUUGAAAUCUGUUAAAAAUAUUAAUGUACGCAUAUGAUAUUGAUAAGUAUCGAUAACUAAACUUAGCAGUGCAUUAACAUUAACAUCUGCACUGCACAUAAUUAUGUAAACU
This is a messenger RNA of Drosophila sulfurigaster albostrigata, 1559 nucleotides long. RefSeq names its product fibrinogen-like protein 1. NCBI's taxonomy places the organism in Eukaryota, Metazoa, Arthropoda, Insecta, Diptera, Drosophilidae. The record is from RefSeq and is a predicted model, not a curated record. Bases 34 to 1242 code for a protein of 402 amino acids. The transcript is spliced from 2 exons.